CACAUGACCGACAUAAACAUAACCUAGGCCAAUUUUCUCUGUUUUUGUCAUGUUGGAGAUAAAAUCUUGAAUUUGUUAAUAGAACAUUAUUGUCACAGUCUUGCGGGCGUAAUAGUUUGGCUAAUCGGGGGUUAUCGUGUUUUCACAAUCAGAUCUGACUCAAUAAUUUAAAAUAAUAACUUCAGCGCUUAAUGCUGACAAGCAGAUGACAAAGUAUUUGGUAAAAUGCGUUGCAAACAAUGUGGCUCGUCAUUUCGCCUUUCGAUUUGGAUCAUGCAGUGUGGCGAAUGCAAGGAGCAAUAUUGCACCAAGUGCAUGAAACGGAUGAACGGGAUUUGUUAUUGCGAGAAAUGCACAAUUUUAAUCACGCGACCGCCGGACAUAAACAAACUGAUGAAACUCAAAUCCAAAGAUCUGCAGGAGUAUUUGAAUCGUCACAAUGUGACCACUUUCGGUCUAGUUGAAAAACGCGAAUUGGUAGAAGUAUUGUGUAACAGGGCCAUUCCAGUCAAGAGCACGAAAAGUUCCACAGUUUUAAACAAGAUCUUUAGUAAUUUUGAGUCAGUUUUGAGUUUGCCAGAUAGAUUAAAUAGUCAAGAAAGACACAGGAGCCCUCCUGAGCGUCCAGUAUUUGCAUCAAGUAGCUCGGGGAACCUCUUCACAGACCCGAGGUUUAGUCAGAGUCAGAAUUCUAACACUUUACCGAAGGAGCGGCGGGCGCCCCCGCCAAGGCCCCCUCAGCCCUCGGUGGUGCCCGAGCCGCCCCAGCCCACCACCUCCACGGCCGAAUCGAGCCCGAUUUUGCGCAAAAUCCCGAAACUGGCCGAUUACGCGACCGCUGAAGACUUGGGGAAUCUCUCAGCAAAGGAACUGAAGACUUUGCUGGCUUACAACAGGGUUGAUUACAAGGGGUGUGUCGAGAAAGGCGAGUUGCUGGAAAAGGCCGAGCGUUUGUGGCAAGACAAUCUGAAGCAAAAACAGGAAUUGCCGGAAAAUGUUGAAGAUCUGUGCAAGUUGUGCAUGGAUGCGCCACUCGAUUGUGUUCUUUUGGAGUGCGGACAUAUCGCCACUUGUAUCAACUGUGGAAAAAAACUGGCGGAAUGUCCGAUUUGUAGACAGUACGUCUCGAGAGUAGUGAGAACAUUCAAAGCUUAAGUUAAGGAAAAAUUGGUGAUGAAAUUGUGACAAAAUCCAGAUUAGUCGUUAGGUGGAUCAAAGUUUAUUACGUGUUAUGUCUAAUAUGUUUAAAGUCGUUUCGUGUUUCUACUGUCCGUUAAAUUCACAAAUAUAGUCUUUAUACGAA
Messenger RNA from Tribolium castaneum (red flour beetle), 1303 nucleotides. RefSeq lists its product as uncharacterized. NCBI's taxonomy places the organism in Eukaryota, Metazoa, Arthropoda, Insecta, Coleoptera, Tenebrionidae. Gene Ontology annotation, cellular component: cytoplasm; plasma membrane. Gene Ontology annotation, molecular function: ubiquitin protein ligase activity. The coding region runs from base 226 to 1155 and encodes 309 amino acids. Gene Ontology annotation, biological process: negative regulation of extrinsic apoptotic signaling pathway via death domain receptors; proteasome-mediated ubiquitin-dependent protein catabolic process; protein K48-linked ubiquitination. The record is from RefSeq and is a predicted model, not a curated record. The transcript has 5 exons.